This is a messenger RNA of Selaginella moellendorffii, 2092 nucleotides long. RefSeq names its product probable cytokinin riboside 5'-monophosphate phosphoribohydrolase LOGL10. Gene Ontology annotation, cellular component: nucleus; cytosol. The transcript is spliced from 10 exons. The coding region runs from base 1312 to 1974 and encodes 220 amino acids. Gene Ontology annotation, biological process: cytokinin biosynthetic process. Gene Ontology annotation, molecular function: hydrolase activity, hydrolyzing N-glycosyl compounds. NCBI's taxonomy places the organism in Eukaryota, Viridiplantae, Streptophyta, Lycopodiopsida, Selaginellales, Selaginellaceae. The record is from RefSeq and is a predicted model, not a curated record.
ACAAAGGACGCGCGAGGAUCAACAAUGUUCCAGCAUCCAACCAAAGUUCUAUUCUUCCGCAUUGUACCUUAAAGUAAGAACGAUCUGUCUAAGCACAAGCUCGUAUGAUGAUUCAUUCCUUUUUCUUCGUUCCUCUCUCCAUGUAAGAACUAAAGGUUGCAGCAAUAACAUACAAGAGGGAUUGAAUGUGCGGCCAGUGGCAGUUGUUGUAGAUCCGCAGUACCGUGCUCUUUUCCAUAAUGUGAUGUGAUAGCGAGUAGUGGCUCAACAGGGACGGGGAUUGAUUCCAAUCUUUCUCCAGACCAGAGCAGCCGAAGUGACUUACCAAGUCAUUCCAAAAGGUCUAUCGCUGGAACACCGGGACACAUUCAGUGUCUUUUUUAACUCUCCCGGGAUACACUCUCCAUCAACGUCACGGAUCUUUGGGAAGAUCUCACCGGUUACAAUGCAAUGCGUGUCUCGGCAGCGCAGGAGGAGAUAAGAGGCAGGUCGCCUGGCCUCUAUGUUUCCUCGCCAGGAUGCGUGUCCAUACAGGGCUUUAAAGGCCCCGAAGCGCGCAGCGUAAGUAAGCUCCAUAUCUUUUCCUUUUGUGAGCUUUGCUUAUGCUUAUCUUCAUCUCAGUCGCAGGCUCUGUCUCUCUCUCCCUCUCUCUCUCUCUCCCUCUCUCUCUCUCUCUCUCUCUCUCUCUCUCGCAUCAUCGCAUUAAUGAAAAGGCUGGACUUUUGAUUAGCAACGUGAUCGUCAGCCACUAUAUGUUGGUGAUCAUGGAACACAAAAUCUCGCUUGGAUCUUCUUCGACUCGCAAAGAAUUCUACUUAACAAGGUAAGCAAAAAAUCUUAUUAACCAAAUCUCGCAGGGUUCUUUGUUCCAGUGGAAGCACCUGGACAGGGGACGACCAUUUCCAAAGCCACGGUAUAAAAAGUUAAAACAACAACGUUGCCUCGCAAUCUGUUAUUUGAAAGCGCCCCGGCCAGCGUGGAAGCGUCAACAUUUCUUUUACGUUGUGACCAUCGGGGGCCAAAGCAAAAGAUUGCGACUGCUACGUGAUUAGUGCAAAAGAUGUGGAAAGAAAAACGCUCCCGGAAAGAUGACCUAGUUUUUCUUCUUUGUGUGUGUGCUGUGUGUGUUAUAAGGUCUCGAGGCUGGGACUUUUCUUUGUGUGUGGGAGAAGAAAGAAUUGAAGGGAAGAAGGUAUGGCGACGGCGAGGACGAUCGAUUGCGCUGCGACGAGGAGGCGGCGCUGCUAGGCGCCCGCGCAACGCUGUUCGGGUGGGAGCUUUCGGCGCUGUGGCGUGCUGAUCCGUGGAGAGAUGGACGAUUCCGGGGGAGGGAGGUCGAAAUUUGUGAGGAUUUGUGUGUUUUGCGGCAGUAGCAGCGGGAAGAAGACGAGCUACGGCGCCGCGGCUGCCGACCUCGGCCGCGAAUUGGUAAAGAGGAAAAUCGAUCUGGUUUACGGAGGCGGCAACGUCGGACUGAUGGGACUUAUAGCGGAAGCGGUUUACGAAGGUGGCUGUCGCGUUACUGGAGUAAUCCCAAAAGCGUUGAUGCCUCACGAGAUUUCAGGCAAGACGGUCGGAGAGGUGAAAGUCGUAUCCGACAUGCACCAGAGGAAAGCCGAGAUGGCACGGCAGGCGGAGGCCUUUAUCGCACUUCCGGGCGGAUAUGGUACGCUAGAGGAGCUGCUGGAAAUGAUAACGUGGUCCCAGUUAGGCAUUCAUGAUAAGCCUGUCGGCCUGCUAAACGUUGAUGGUUACUACAAUCCGCUGCUCGCCCUGUUUGACAAGGGCACGGAGGAAGGAUUCAUCAAGCCGUCGUCCAGGCAAAUUGUCAUUUCCGCAUCGACUGCGGGCGAGCUCCUUGAUAGACUAGAGGCUUAUGUUCCAAACCACGUCUCGGUUGCUCCAAAAGAGACGUGGGAGAUGGAACAAUUGGGGUACUCGGCAGCAUCGGCACCCCCAAGCCAUACGCUGUGAGAAAAUGUUUAAACCAAUUCUUUUCUUUUUCAAGAUGACUAUUUGUUGACGCUUUGUAAACCCUGUGUUGACCCUUGAAAGGCUCAAGGCUUAACUAAACCAAAGUUUAUUUCAUGUA